Symbiodinium necroappetens is the source of this 2913-nucleotide messenger RNA. The record is from the annotation of a GenBank genome assembly. Lineage: Eukaryota; Dinophyceae; Suessiales; Symbiodiniaceae.
AUGGAUAGUUUCCAUCCAUCGUUCGACUUGUUGAGCCACGCGUUCGAGGAGGAGGAGAAUGUGCUGAGCCAACAAACGUCCAGUGCUGAAUUGAUCCGCACGCCUUCAGAGUCCUCAGAGGAUACUGAUCAGGCAGAUCACAAAUGGCUUCCCAUGCCGUUCUGGGCAAAGCUUUUGCGACAGCACUUGCCGCAGAGCCGUGAACCGGACCACAGCAAGCCCAUCACCGUAAUCUCUGGCUGUACCGGAGCUGCAGCAGAGAUUGGUGUCUUCGAGGCGUUGCGCCUCCCGUUUCUGGUGAUGAGCGCAUCAGAUCCGAACGAGAAAUGCUUGUCCUUCGUGACGGAGAAUUACCCGAAGCACACACCCACACACUGGUUCCGUGACUUGGAUGCACAACGCCUUCGGAAGGCGUGCUUGCGGCACUCGUCCGCUUGCACAUGUGACCCGUGUCCGAUCGGAAAGGGAAUGGCUGACUUUGCGCUGACAGGGUCGCCAUGUCAUCCCUUUUCCAGGCUCCGCUCGAAUAGGUCUGGCACUGUUGAGCAGCACCACGAGUACGAGACGACGAUGAGUUCGUUGCUCGAUUGGGUAGAGACAUUCGAGCCCAAAGCUUGGGUGAUGGAGCAGGUGCAGGGCUUUGACAUGAAGUACGACAAGGACGCGUCCGACACGCCGAUGCGCCGGUUUCUUCAACGAAUUGCAGAGCGGCAGUUCUCCAUUGGUGGGGGCUACUGGCUCCUGAAGUUCGAAUUAGACAUGGAAUGGCAAGUGGCGUGUGCACUGGUCACUGCUCACUGGACUACAGUGACGACAGAUCCAGAAUUCAAGCAAUUUUUCAGUUCAGUUCAGUUCCACAUGGAUCCAGAAAGAUGGAAUGCGCUUGCCGACGCACUACUGGCGGAGGCCGGUGAUGGCCACCAAACACAGUUUCAAGAGGGGGCCGCUGAGGAGCCUGGGGCAGCGAGCGGGGUGGGGGAACUGCAUGGUCAUGGUCCGGAGUCCAUAUUCCAAGACGGUCAGAGCAGUCCUGAGGAGACGAGUUUAUUUGGUUUGUUUGGCGAGGCGGAUGCUUUGGAGUCCAUGUGGGCAGAUAUGUUGAGGGAGGUUGGAGAUGAGCGAGAAGCAGGUGCAGAAAUGCCGGCUGGUCCUAACCGCGGCGGUGCUGCGGCGACAGAGGAGGUUCCUCGGGAGAGGGCAGCUAGCCCAGCUAGGCGUGGGCGUGGAAGGCCCAAGGGAACGUGUGGCAGCGCAGGAUUGCGGGAAAUGCUUGGAAGGAUAGAGCAUGACAGAGCCGAAGUUGCAGCUGCGGCUGCACCCGUUCCAGGCUCCGUGGAGUAUGCGCGGGAGCAGAAACGACGGCGACUUCUGCAGCGGCGGUUGGAUGCUGGUGCCACAGUGGUGGCAUCCACAGAUGCUGCAUGCCUUUCGUUUUCCCCUGUUGCGGUUCCUUUGCCUGGCAUAGGAGCACAAUGCUGGCAAAUCUUGCGAAGUGCAAGCAUCUCUGGUUCCGAGCUUCACCGUGCACUGGUUGCAGUGGCUGAGGCGACGGCAACACAAGCGGCCAGCCAGCAGGGGAUCAACUACGCCGAAAUGCCUGCGCAGAAAUGCCUGGAGCGUUUUUUUCAGCCUGGUCGCGCCUGCGAGACACAGGCACAGGUUGCCGAGCAAACGGGUGUCAACGCAGGCAUUGUGGCUCCCUUGUUGCUGCAAGGCGCAUGUGCUGCUAUCGAGGCCGGCCGGUGUCUGUGGGGCAGCUUUCUGCGCCGUGUGUACGAAAAGAUCGAUGCUGGAGACUGGCGAGCUGUCUUCUUGUGUCACCGCGUUCGGUACGACGAAAGCCCGACCCUGACACGACUGCGCAACAAGCUGCUAGGGUCACAGGAGUCUGACACCUCACAGCAUGGGAAGGUGGUACAGGCGGAGACAUCCAUUCAUGUUCUCGUGGCCAACGAGGAGGGCCGGUUGUAUGAGAUGCGUGGGGAGGUACCCACAAGCCUUUCGGUGGUAGAGUCCACUACAGCGGAGUGUUUGAAGAGGGUGCGGACUCAAAUUUUGGGCCUUCCCAGCAUCCCGCAUCUUAGUGCUCUUGCUAGCCGAUUCCCUUGGUGUCUUCAACAAGCCACUGUGGACCGCUACGCUGCAAACUUCAAAGCAGAGACUUCGCUGCUGCAUGACUUGAUCGAGGUUGAGCCAGUUCAGCAGGAGAAGACAUCUCCGCAACCAAUGUCCAAGUUGACGCUCCCGUGCGAUGUUCAUAAGAUGCAUCAAGCGCACAAAGCCGCUUUCAGCCUCUGCAACGCAGAUGUCAGUGGCAUGAUGUCCACCUCUCUUUCCCAGCACGGUGUAGGCGUCCUACACAAGUUGCGCCAGAUCUUAGCGACUGUGCUCGAGCACCGCUUAGUUAUCCACUACGGCGAACCACCUUGCCCGGCGCACCGGGAGGCCAUAUAUGACUUGUAUCUGCCUGUUGCAGAUCCGACUUCUGAGGAAACAGUGGAUGGGCAACUUGGUCAUAUGAGGAGGCGGUACAUUCUAUCACGGACACUCAACGGGCAGCUGCACCAACAAGAAGUUCAGCAUUUCUGUGGCCCUGGCUGCUGCAGCAGCAGAGAGGAGACAUUGCGGAAGCUUCAGGAAUACACCACACUGGCACUCAUUCCGUCCAAGCUCCCGAAAUUUGCGGUCAAUCGCUGGUGCCAGCAGACGGCGGCCAUUUCGUGGACUGGACUGUUGAGCUCACAUCACAACCUACUCCACCCUGUGCUGUUGGCCUACACUGGAGGGCCUACGCCUUCGCCAACUCUGCUGGCCGACGACUCUCUUACCGUUGCCCAACGCAACGCUGCCCUCAUGGACGUGCUAUGGGCAGAGCUGGCUGAGGAUGGGGGGCAUCAAGACGAGGCCGGGGGU